Vigna radiata var. radiata (mung bean) is the source of this 2760-nucleotide messenger RNA. Its product is annotated as probable leucine-rich repeat receptor-like protein kinase At1g35710. The transcript is spliced from 4 exons. Lineage: Eukaryota; Viridiplantae; Streptophyta; Magnoliopsida; Fabales; Fabaceae. Gene Ontology annotation, molecular function: protein binding. Bases 1 to 2760 code for a protein of 919 amino acids. The record is from RefSeq and is a predicted model, not a curated record.
AUGUCAACUUUUGGUAUGUGCAGAGAGACAGUGUGCAAUGGAAGUGAGAGAGAGACACUGUUGAAGUUGAAACAUCAUCUCAUUGAUCCUUCAAAUAGACUUUCUUCUUGGAAUGCUUCUCUCAAUCCCAAUUGCUGCCACUGGUAUGGAGUUCUCUGCCACAACGUCACAUCUCAUGUUGCAGAACUUCACCUCACCACUCCACCUCCUCUUUACGAUGAGAGCCUAGGUUAUUAUGUUUAUGAAGAAGCAUACAAAGAGUAUAGUAGAAGGGCAUUCAGUGGAGAGAUAAAUCCUUCUUUGGUUCAUUUGAAGCAUUUGAAUUACUUGGAUUUCAGCAACAAUCUAUUUUAUAGGAAGCCAUUUCCUUCUUUGAUUGCAACAAUGACUUCCUUAACUCACCUCAACCUUUCUUAUGCUGAAUUCAUAGGGAACAUUCCUCCUCAGAUUGGAAAUCUCUCCAAUUUACUUUAUCUUGAUUUAAGUUAUGCUGUCAACGGAAGAAUUACUUCCCAUAUAGGGAAUCUCUCCAACUUGCUCCACCUCCAACUCAGAGGAUAUUAUUAUGGAAAUGUUGAUUGGCUGUCAAGUCUUUCCAAGAUUUCUUAUCUUCACUUGGGGAACCUACAAUUGUCAGGAUGUACACUCCCUCCGUAUAAUCAGCCAUCUUUUCUUAAUAUCUCGUCUAUCGUCACUCUUGAUCUUUCUACAAUUUCUUUUGUUCCAAAGUGGAUAUUUGGACUGAAAAAACUUGUUUCUCUUUUCUUAUAUAGUAACUACUUUGAAGGUCCAAUUUCCGAUGGUCUUCGAAACCUCACACUACUUGAAAAUCUUUACUUGAGAGGAAAUUCAUUCUCCAUUAUACCUGAUUGGUUUUAUAGUAGUUUUCCUAGUCUAAAGAUCUUGGACCUAUCAGAAAACAACUUACAAGGGACUAUUUCUGAUGCCUUAGGAAAUAUGACUUCUCUGGUUGUACUUGAUUUGUCUUACAAUAAACUUGAAGGUCCAAUUCCAACUUCUUUUGGUAUUUUUCAUGGAUUGACAACACUCCGAGUUCAAAGUUCUCACCUAUCAGGAAAUCUUGCAGUAUCACUAGGAAAACUUUCAUCACUAAGAACUCUUUCUCUGUCCAAGAAUCAGCUUAGCGGAAAUCCAUUUGAAAGUCUUAGAUCACUCUCUAAAUUGUCAUAUCUUGAUAUCAAUGAUAAUCAUUUUGAAGGAGUUGUUCUGGAAAAUCAUCUCACAAAUCUUACAUGCUUGAGGGGGUUUUAUGCAGCAGGAAACAAUUUGACUCUAAAAGUGGGUCCCAAAUGGCAUCCUACUUUCCAACUUAUUGAGUUGGAUAUGAGUUCUUGGCAAUUAGGUCCCAACUUUCCUCUAUGGAUCCAAUCACAAGACAAACUUGAUUAUUUAGACUUGUCUAACACUGGGAUUUUAGAUUCUAUUCCCUAUUGGUUUUGGGAAACAUUUUCUCAAACUUCUUUUCUAAAUCUCUCUCGUAAUUAUAUCCAUGGUGAGCUUGGGACUACAUUAAAGAAUCCAAUAUUUGUCCCUGUUGUUGAUCUAAGUGCAAAUAACUUAAGUGGAAAAUUUCCCUCACUUUCAAAUCGUGUGGGUUCAUUGGACCUUUCAAGCAAUUCAUUUUCCAAACCCAUGGAUGAGUUUUUAUGCAAAAAUCAUAAGAAGCCAAUGAAUUUAGAAUUUCUCAAUCUUGCAUCGAAUAACUUAUCAGGGGAAAUACCCGAUUGUUGGGGCAUCUGGCCAUAUCUAAUGGAUGUAAAUUUACAAAGCAAUAAUUUUGUUGGAGAAAUUCCCCAAUCCAUGGGUUCGUUGAUAGAGCUAACGUUUUUACGCAUCCGUAAAAACUUGCUUUCGGGAACAUUUCCCACAGUUUUGAAAAAGAAUAAUAAGUUGAUUUUGUUGGAUCUUGGAGAAAAUGAUUUUUCAGGAACAAUUCCAACUUGGGUUGGAGAAAGUUUUUUACAUAUGAAGGUUCUUAUCCUUCGAUCAAAUAGAUUUUUUGGUCAUAUUCCUAAUAAAAUAUGUGAUAUGAGUCUUCUUCAAGUGUUAGACCUUGCACAAAAUAAUUUCACUGGAAACAUACCUACUUCUUUUAACAACUUGAAGGCCAUGACACAGAUGAACAAGAUCAGUGUUCUUCUUUGGUUGAAAGGAAGAGGAGAUGAAUACAAAAACUUUCUCGGGUUGGUAACAAGCAUUGAUUUGUCAAAUAACAAAUUAGUUGGAGAAAUACCAAGAGAGAUCACAGAUUUAAAUGGUUUGUUAUUUUUGAACUUGUCUCACAACCAACUUAAUGGUCACAUUCCACAAAACAUUGGUAAUAUGGGAUCAUUGUUGUCCAUUGAUUUCUCAAGGAAUAAGCUUUCUGGUGAAAUCCCUCCAACCAUUUCAAAUUUGACAUUUCUAAGCAUGUUAGACUUGUCUUAUAAUAAUUUGAAUGGAAAAAUUCCAACAGGAACUCAGUUGCAAACCUUUGAUGCCUCCAACUUUAUUGGCAACAAUCUUUGUGGCCCACCACUACUCGUCAAGUGCAGCUCCAAUGACAAAAUUCUUAAUUAUGAUCGCAGUGGCAAGAGGUGUGAUAGGCAUGGCGUGAACUUAUUUUUUGUGGGAAUGACAUUUGGAUUUGUGGUGGGAUUUUGGAUAGUAGUUGGUCCUUUGGUCAUUUGUAGAUCAUGGCGCCAUGCCUAUUUUCAUUUCCUUGAUCAUGUGUGGUUCAAACUUCAAUAUUUUUUUUAA